UUUGGGGUGCAUGUUGUGCAUGUUGUGGGUUCGGGGCUCUCUCGGUGCCCGCUUUGGGUUCUCUCUGUGCGGAGUUCGGGCCCGUCCCGAUGCGGGUUUCGUGUUCCCUCGGUGCGGGAUGUGGAUUCGGGCUGUGCGGGUGUGAGCGGGGAAUUCCUGGGGAGGGAUUUGGGGCUUUGGGAGUGCGGGGCUGGAGUUCUCCCUGUGCGGGAUUGGAGCUGGGUUGGUGCGGGAUUCGGGCUGUCCCGGUACCGGAUUCGGGUUGUCCCGGUACCGGCUUUGGGGCUGCCCCGGUACCGGAUUCGGGCUGUCCCGGUACCGGAUUCGGGGCUGUCCCGGUACCGGCUUUGGGGCUGUCCCGGUACCGGAUUCGGGGCUGUCCCGGUACCGGCUUUGGGGCUGUCCCGGUACCGGAUUCGGGUUGUCCCGGUACCGGAUUCGGGCUGUCCCGGUACCGGAUUUGGGGUUGUCCCGGUACCGGAUUCGGGGCUGUCCCGGUACCGGAUUCGGGUUGUCCCGGUACCGGAUUCGGGCUGUCCCGGUACCGGAUUCGUGUUGUCCCGGUACCGGAUUCGGGCUGUCCCGGUACCGGCUUUGGGGCUGUCCCGGUACCGGAUUCGGGCUGUCCCGUUGUUCCGUCUGAGCUCACCCAGCACUUUUUGGCCUCUCCCGGUACAGAACCCGAUCGCUCCCGGUGCCGCCUUUGGGCUUUUCCCACCUCUCCAUCCCCGCUCUCCCUGCUCCCAUUUCGGUGCCCCCAUCACCCCGACCCCCCCAUCCCAUGGCAGCCCCCGGUGCGGGCAGUUGCUGGCAGGACCCUCUGGCUGUGUCCGUCACGAUGCGGCUCCCGUUGUGCGGGUCGCGUUGCGGGCGGGCUCUGAGCGUCGUGUUCGUUCCGAGCCGCCCGGACGCUCCGUGCCCGGCGCUGCGCUGCCUGCGGGCCGCCUGCCGCCAGCUGCGGGGCCGGCUGUGCACGGUGCCCUUCGGCCUCUUGGCACUGGGGGACACCGCAGCCCUGGAGCGCUUCUAUAAUGCGGAUGUGGCCGUGGUGGAGCUGAGCGAUGCCGUGUGUCAGCCCUCGCUCUUUUAUCACCUGGGGGUCCGGGAGAGCUUCGACAUGCCCCACAACGUGCUGCUCUGCCCCCGCACCGCGAUGCCCGCACCGAGAGCCCUGCAGGAUGACAUCUGUCAGAAGAACUCGGACCUGUGCGGCAGUUACACCUUCAUCCCAUACACGGUGUCGGCCCACGGGGCGGUGCUGUGCAGCGAGGACGGCGCUGAGCCCCCCCAGCCCCCCGGCCACACGGAGCCCCUCACCCCAUUGACCACACGGCUCGUCCGGCUGCUGGAGCGCGUCCCCACCGACUCCUGCGGGUAUUUUCGGGAGACCCUCCGCCGCGAUGUCCGCCGGGUUCGGGAGCUGUUCCGGGGCGAGCAGCUGAGCCGGGAGCUCAGACGGAUCCAGCAGCGCCUGGACAGCGUGGAGCUGCUCAGCCUGGACAUCGUGGUCACCCUGCUCCUGUCCUACCGCGAUGCUCAGGAUUACGACUCCAUCAUCUCCCUGGUGGACACCCUGCGCUCCCUGCCCACCUGCGACGUGGCCGAGCAGCCCAAUAUUCGCUUCCAUUACGCCUUCGCCCUCAGCCAGCGGAACCGUGCUGGGGACCGUGAGAAGGCUCUGUUGGUGCUGCUGCCCGCUGUGCAGCACCAGGACACGGCAGCCCCCGACCUGCUGUGUCUGUGCGGCCGCAUCUACAAGGACAUGUUCAUCAGCUCUGGCCUCAGCAACACGGAGAUGAGGGACCGAGCGCUGCACUGGUACAGCAAAGCCUUCGAGCUGGAGCCCAGCCUCCACGCCGGCAUCAACGCCGCCGUCCUCCUCGUCGCCUCGGGCCAUCGCUUCCAUUCAUCGCCGCGGCUGCAGCACAUCGGAGUGAAGCUGAGCUGCCUGCAGGGCCGGCAGGGCAGCCCGGAGGAGCUGCGGCACUAUUGGGACGUUGGGUUCUGCUUAGGGGCCGGUAUCUUGGCCAAUGACAUGGGCAAAGUCAUCCAGGCCUCCGAGAAGCUGUACAAGCUGAAUGCACCGGGAUGGUACCUGGUGUCCGUCAUGGAGACGUUCCUGCUCUACAAGCACUUCCAGGACAGCCCGGCGCUUCCAUCAGCCCGGCAGGAUCUGGCUGAUUUCUGGCUGGGUUUCCUCCUCUCCUCCUGCCAACCCUUCGUGCCUGAGCAGCACUGCCCUGUCCUUAUCCUGGAGCACGGCAAGGUGCUGCAGCCGGCACGGCUGGAGGUGAGCGGGGCAGCAGAGGAGCCCGCUGUGAUGCUCAGCAUCGUGUGCCCCAUGGAGGAGAAAGAGGUGGCAAGCUGGAAUUUCCCACCUGCAGCCAUUGGGGGCAUCAGCAUCUGCAAGAGCGAUGAGCGGGGCUGCUUCCUCUACGUGCUGCGCACAGAGCAGGACUUCCAGCUCUACUUCCCCUCCCAGCAGCACUGCCAGUGGUUCUGUGAGCGGAUCCGAUCGUUCCUAUUGAAUCCAGGCGCUGAGGAGCCGCCCGGCAGCGCGCAGCCCGUCCUGGAGUACAGCUAUGAGUACAACGAGUCGGGAGAGCGCGUGGUGCUGGGAAGGGGAACUUAUGGGGUCGUGUACGCCGGGCGCUGCCUGGGCACACAAGUGAGAAUCGCCAUCAAGGAGAUCCCGGAGCGGGACAGACGAUACUCGCAGCCCUUGCACGAGGAGCUCGCCUUGCACAAGCGGCUGCGGCACAGGAACAUCGUGCGGUACCUGGGCUCCAUCAGCCAGGAUGGGUUCAUCAAGAUCUUCAUGGAGGAGGUGCCCGGAGGGAGCCUGUCGUCCCUGCUGCGCUCCAAGUGGGGGCCCCUGAAGGACAACGAGCCCACCAUCAUCUUCUACACCCGCCAGAUCCUCGACGGGCUCAGCUACCUCCAUGAUAACCACAUCGUGCACAGGGACAUCAAGGGCGACAACGUCCUCAUCAACACGUACAAUGGGGUGCUCAAGAUCUCCGACUUCGGCACCUCCAAGCGGCUGGCGGGGAUCAGCCCCAGCGCCGACAGCUUCACGGGUGGUUCACCCCGCAAUGGGAACCCGAUGGGGACGGAUGGCAGCGGGGGGUGCCCUGCCAUGCAGGGGGAUGGGGGCACAGCGGGCAGCUCCCCCCGCCCACAGUGCCAUGGUGAGACGGCAACGGGACACAGGGAAGGUCAAGCUGGGGUGGUCACCGGGUACGGCUUGGGUGGGCACCACUCCACUAUGCCAUACAUGCCAUGGGGCAGCCCUGCCCCACACUGCCCCACACUGCCCCACAGCAGCCCCAGCUCCGAGCUUCCCCUGCGCUCAUCCUCCCCCGAUGGCAGCUUCGUGCAGCAGAAGGACAUGGAGCAUCGCACCACCCUGCUGGGCAUCCUCAGAGCCGAGGCACCGCGCAUCACCGCUGCAAUGCAGGACAGCCAGAGUGCGGCAGGAGCACGGCUGAGCUCAGAGCACAUCACCCAGCUGCUGAGCUGCCUGCACAGCUACAUCCAGCACACACAGCAGCCCCGGCUGCACCGCGAGCUCCUGCAGCUGCAACGACAGCUGGAAAAGGAUGGGAUCAGUGCACAGCGACUGCAGGAACCACUGCUCUGCUUCCAGGAUGUGGUGACACAGCUGUUACGCCAUCACCACAUCAGGCCCCACUGGGUGUUUGCUCUGGACGCUGCCAUCAGCCGGGCAGUGCAGGCAGCCCUGGAUGUGCUGCUGGCAGCAGACGGCACCGAGGAUGCAGCUGACGGCCCCAUAGAGCGCAGUGCCAACAUGGGGAGCUCGGUGCUGCUGGAUGAGCUGCGCCGCCUCCGCGCACAGACGGGCAGGCUGCUCCAGCAGCUGGCUGACAAGGAGCAGGAGUGGCAGCGCUUGGCACAGCGGGUGCUUUGCUCGGGGGACAACACGCUGCCCCAUCUCACCCCACUGUGCUGUGGGGCAGACACCGCUGUGGGGCAGGGACCCUCAGCCCCACACCCUGAAUACAGCCCCACAGCCCGGGCUGACCCACUGCUCGUGGAGUGGCUGCAGCAGCACGGCACAGACCCCAGCACCACGGCCACGCUCCUGACCCACGGCUUCACCCUGUGGGACCUGCUGGGCAGCGCCACCCGCGACGACCUGUUGUACACGGGGAUGAGGCGCGGCUCUGCGUACCGCCUAUGGGCGGCCAUCGUGCAGCACCGCAGGGACCACGGAGCGGACGGAACAACGCGACCGUCGGAGCAAUAAACGGCAUCGAGGAGA
Molecule: messenger RNA, 4285 nt
Organism: Coturnix japonica (Japanese quail)
Lineage: Eukaryota; Metazoa; Chordata; Aves; Galliformes; Phasianidae
Source: RefSeq, a predicted model, not a curated record